Messenger RNA from Brienomyrus brachyistius, 2516 nucleotides. Its product is annotated as chromobox protein homolog 5-like. The record is from RefSeq and is a predicted model, not a curated record. The transcript is spliced from 6 exons. Lineage: Eukaryota; Metazoa; Chordata; Actinopteri; Osteoglossiformes; Mormyridae. The coding region runs from base 623 to 1216 and encodes 197 amino acids. Gene Ontology annotation, biological process: negative regulation of transcription by RNA polymerase II; chromatin organization. Gene Ontology annotation, molecular function: chromatin binding. Gene Ontology annotation, cellular component: nucleus; pericentric heterochromatin.
CUGUCUCUUUAAAUGGAUUGACGUUCUCUGCUAUUUAUCGCUACGCAUUUGUUGCGUUUGCAGUUACGGGUCUUGUAUGUUGUGUGGUACUGACGUUAAGGAACAUAUGCAUAUUGUUAAUAUACAGAAUACAGUACCGUUCUCAUUAAUAAAAACGUCGACGUGUUAUAUAAAAUGCAGUCAUGUUGUUUGGCAUGGUUGAUACCGAGUGGUUACGUUCAACUGCAUGGCGACAGCAGUAAUUCAGUGGCGCGGAUGAGUGUGAGAUCACGAGGGGGCCGGUACCUUAGCAGGCGAGCCAAUGUGACCAGAGAUUUGGCGUUUUUUCUUUUUGGCGCGUACGUGCGCAGUCAGAAGAACCGAGAGAAACAGAGGGACAUAGAAGCAUUUCUGAAAAAGGGUGAUUAGACAGAGGAAGUGAGGUCCUAUUUUACGGGUGGGAAACAUCUGUUGCUCUGUGGAGACUAAGGUGCAACAGUAUCUUCACUUGCUAUUUUCUCGUUUAAUCUCAGAUUGUUAGCGACCCACCAUCUGCGGCUGUAAGUAAAGGGACCCCCCCCCCCACACACACACACACACCCUCCCCCUCGCAUUUUGUGUUGCUGUCGGCAUCCUGACAGCCAUGGGAAAGAAGACCCAGCAGCACCCGGAUGUGGAGGGAGAGUCCUCGAAUGAGGAAGAAUACGUGGUGGAGAAAGUCCUGGACCGGAGGGUGGUGAAGGGCCGUGUGGAGUACUUCCUCAAGUGGAAAGGCUACUCAGAGAAACACAACAGCUGGGAGCCAGAGAAGAACCUGGAUUGUGCUGAGCUCAUUACAGAGUUCAUGAAGACGUACGUGAAGGCCGGCACUGGAGAAGGCCAGCCGAAGAGCACAGGGCUGUCGGGCGGACAUUCGAAGGAAAGCUCAGCCACCAAGAGGAAGAUCUGCACCGAGGAUGAUGAUGAGCAGGAGAGUUCCGCAACGAAGAAGAAGGAGGACGACGUUCUGAUUGCAAGGGGAUUUGAGAGAGGACUGCAACCAGAGAAGAUCAUUGGUGCGACAGAUUCAUGUGGGGAUUUAAUGUUCCUCAUGAAGUGGAAAGAUUCCGACGAGGCUGACCUCGUGCUGGCCAAAGAGGCCAAUAAGAAAUGCCCGCAGAUUGUCAUCGCCUUCUACGAGGAACGUCUGACGUGGCACGAAGAUGGGGACAAGGAGAAGGGCGGAGUGAGCGUGUGACAGCCACCCGUCACCUGCGGGAGGGGCGUGCAGAGAGGGAUGUUUAUUUUUAAUGUUUGCUAUAUUUCUCUCCAGGUGAUAAUUCACUGGUAUUAAUUUUGUAUUUCAUUUAAUUUUCUUUUGGAGGACUUGCUUCCCCUUCCUGUUUAGCCAAGUCUGUCUUAGUUGGACUUUUUAAAGAGAAUUACUCUCUCCCAGUGUAAGUCAGGUUAUUUUCCCCAAUUCUGUUCUAUGUAAUGCUGUGAAGUAAGCAUCACACUUUUCCACUUUUCUUGAGCAUUUUCAUGUAGUCGCUCUGACUUUAUUCAGUGGAAUAAUUGAGAAUGAAUCAUAUUCCAUUGUGAAAUGAUCUUGUUUAGCCAUAGGUGCUGAAAUGUGGUUUCUUAAACCAAUUAAAGUUUUCAUGUGUUGGGACCUUGUCAGCUCACACAGUAAAACACUUUGAUAUUUAACAUCAUUGAAUGUUCACACGUAAGUUUGUGUGAGUAAGUGAUUAUCACGUUGAGAACAAAGUAACCGGUUGUUUUUAAAGCUCAAAAUUCUUUAAAUGAGGUGAAUUGUUAUUAUAGCCAAAUGAUACAAAUCUCACUAUUUCGUUAACACUUUGGGGGGGGGGGGGGGAUGCGUGUCUAUUUGUAAUGAAAGUCUAUAGUUUUUUCAUGCUAAGGGGCACUGUGAAGUGACGUUUUGUAUAUGACCAGCACAAAGGACUUGUAUGCCAUUUGUGCAGUUUUGACAGUCUAAAGUCAACCAUGAGCAUGUUGUGCUUUCUGGAGCAGAGUGCAGUCCUGAAGGCUUCACAACAUCUCAUUCUCUCAUUCAGACCUUCCUUGGUGCCUGUCGUCUACUCAGUUCCGUAACAUUUUAGCCUCAGUGUUUUUUAUUAUAAUUCUGUAGGAUUUCUAAUACCUUCAGUCAGCUUUAUUCUUUUCCAAUAAACAUUUUUUUUUUUAAUUUAAUAUGAGCAGUUAAGAAUGUACAGUUUUUGAAAUGCUGUAAUAUUGGAAAUCUGACAAGAUCCCUGGUGGGCAAAGUAAUGGUUCGAAAUGGGCUUUAGUUUACCCUCAAAAUACGCUGUUACGGGUCCCUGCGUAGGCAGAGGGGGCCGCAUUUCUUGGUACUUGCUGCUGAGUUUGUCCUAUACAAAGUCAUCUGGAGCCUCGGCCUGUUUCAAGUGUGCAGAGAGCGUCUCCCAUUAAAAGGUGCCACCAUUCAUUCUGAAUUAUUCGUGUGAAGAUCCCUUGCUGUCUGUCAUUUGUAUGUUUCUGUAAUUGUAGUAAACAGACUUUUUAAUGUUGUA